GAACAGCUUGGUGCCGGCGGAACGUUUGACGCGUCCGACAAUUUCUACACGGACGCUUUUGUGCAGGGAAGCAUAAACCACGGGGCUGACAAAAUGGAAGUGAAAAACGCCAACGCUGCUAUGCUCAGUAACUACGAGGUGUUCAAACUCCUGACAGACCUGAAGGAACAAAGGAAGGAGAGUGGGAAAAGCAAGAACAGCUCCGGGCAGCAGAACUUAAACACCAUCAUGUAUGAGACACUCAAGCACCUGUCGAAUACGCCCUGCAGCAGACAGAGUCCAGAGGUGGUCAAAGAGUUCCUCACCACCAUGAUGCCUCACAAACUCACCAAGGCUGAGAAACUGCAGCUACUGAACCACCGGCCGCAGACAGCAGUGGAAAUUCAGCUAAUGGUAGAGGAGAGUGAAGAGCGUUUAUCAGAGGAGCAGAUCGAGGAGCUCAUCCAGACGGUCGCGGUCAUUCUACCUGGUGACCCUGAGCAGGAAAAUACUGCACCAGCAGAAGCAGAGAUGGAUGAACAGUCAUGAUGCAGUGAAAGGCCUGAAAUGACCCACAGGUGAAGAAUUGGACUGGUUGCUUUAUUUCUUAUCACUGCUUGAACUGAACAAUGUCCUGACAGACAUGGCUCACAGUACAUGGAUAUCACUGAAAAGCCUCAUUGAAUGAUUCACAUGAAGGUGAAAAUACACACGUUGUGUUGUCAUUUAUAUGUGUACAAACAGCUGGAUUCAGAUCCCAUGUGUGCACUCUUUCUUAAUUACAGGUUUUUGAACAGUGACUUGUUUUGCUCCUGACUCUGACACCGAUUUGUAUUUCACAGCAGAUAAUAUUUUGGCAGAGACCGUCUGCUAUUAACUUGUUUUUAUUUUUUGUUUCUUUAUGAUUUCCAAAGCUAUAAUAUAUCAUAAUAUGUCAGUCAUGCCGUUAAACCUGCAUUAGUCAGACAGUAUUAUUACAGUGACUAUGAAACAACAAGUACAGUUGGGACCAUGAGGUGACUGGGUUGAAACGUUGUCUUCUUUUUUAAACUUGCUGACCUUUUCGCUCAGUAACAAAAUGAAACCUAACAGCCGUGAAUGAAAGAAAAGGCAUUAACACCAAUUUCUGCAGAUGUUUUAUGAAUGUUGAUGUGCUGAAGACAAAAUGAAAAAGGUACUUCUGGUUCUCAUGUGGUGCAGCAUAACAGACUGAACAGCCGCUGCUGAAGCAAGGCCAUUAUCUGAAACUCCUUUGACACUGGUGUCACCUUCAGCUCCUGAAAAGAAGUGUAUCCUCUCUCUGUGCGAUGCAGUAAGUCAGUGAAUGCAGCACUAAGGUUGACAGCACCUGUGGGAUACCAUGUACAAAACAUGUUGGUCAUUCUAUUUGCUGUAAAUUGAGUUAUUUUAGGAGCUUGUCUUGGUAUAUUUAUACACUAUUGUAGUCAUUUAGUACACAGGCAUUAUUACUGUUGCUACUCAGAAAUUACACAGUACAUAUUGUAGACUGAUACACAAACCCACAAUCUCUUUAGCAGCUGACGUUGAAUCAGCUUGUGUUUUCUCUGCCGGGAUGUUGUGAAGUAGUAAAAUAAGAACGUGCUGGUUAGACUUGUUUCCUGUUAGUGCAUCACAUUCAUUUCCUAUUCUUGCUUUAUACCUUGUAGGGGCAAGAUACAUGAGGCAAAGUGAAUGUUGCCUCAUGGAUCAGUUGGUCUAACACAAAACCAUGUACUCAUGCAUAACACUGCUAAAUCUGACCAAAAACAUUAUAUAUGACACAAUUAACUGGAGGACCCUGUGUGUGAAAUGAAGUGACAGUGAAGCGAUAGAGUUUUGUCAGACUGAAAUGAGUCACUUAGUUUCACUAGUUUCUUUCAUAUCAUUUAUAAGUUAAAAACAACUUUAAGCCCACACAGGUGCAGGGAGAACAUGGCGACAGAGAACACCCAGGGGUUUGAACAGGGGGCCUAGUUGUUGAGAAGCAACAGUGCAAAACACUGCACCAC
This is a messenger RNA of Paralichthys olivaceus (Japanese flounder), 1988 nucleotides long. RefSeq names its product calcitonin gene-related peptide-receptor component protein (gene crcp). The record is from RefSeq and is a predicted model, not a curated record. Lineage: Eukaryota; Metazoa; Chordata; Actinopteri; Pleuronectiformes; Paralichthyidae. Gene Ontology annotation, molecular function: nucleotide binding. Gene Ontology annotation, cellular component: RNA polymerase III complex. Gene Ontology annotation, biological process: transcription initiation at RNA polymerase III promoter.